This is a messenger RNA of Mycotypha africana, 1057 nucleotides long. RefSeq names its product Alpha/Beta hydrolase protein. Bases 125 to 943 code for a protein of 272 amino acids. Lineage: Eukaryota; Fungi; Mucoromycota; Mucoromycetes; Mucorales; Mycotyphaceae. The record is from RefSeq and is a predicted model, not a curated record. Gene Ontology annotation, molecular function: catalytic activity. The transcript has 5 exons.
GAACGUGUCUUACUAGUGAUGGGUAUGUCUAAUUAAUAAUGCUCCCUGCUAAAACAGGGACAUACAAACUGUUGCUACGUUUAUAAAAAGAGUACCUUCUUGCUAUACUAGGCUUAAGCACGCCAUGUGGCGCUUGGGACAAGUUAAAUAUAUAGUGGGCUUAAAUAAGUACACUGUAAUUAUUUUUGAUAAUAGAGGAAUGGGAUUUUCAGAUGCGCCUGCUGGUCUAUAUUCAACAUCUCAAAUGGCCAUUGAUACGUUGGAACUAUUAGACUACUUCGAAUGGUAUAAAAAUGUACAUUUGGUCGGUAUAUCGAUGGGCGGAAUGAUAUCUUUGGAAAUGGCUGAUGCCGAUCCAUAUCGCUUCAAGACGUUGACCUUAACAAGUACAACGGCACGAAGAAAUCUACCAACUUGGGCAGCCAUCUCAACUUUAUCGAAAAUAGCGUUCUAUUACCGUGAUCCUAAAGAUCAAUUAAACGCAGCUAUUGAUUUAGUCUAUCCAAAAGAAUGGCUACAACAGAAGCCAUCUGCUAAUUUAUCCAAUACGACAAAAGUAUUCGACACAAAUCGGGACUAUGCCAUUUAUGAAUUGAUCAAACAUAUCAAGCUUUCUCGUCGACAAACGCUCGUUGGUAAUUUGGGACAAACAGCCGCAUGCUUACGACAUUAUGUUUCAGAUCAGCGUCUCCAACAUAUUAAAUCAAGUGGGUUACCUGUAAUGAUUAUUACAGGUACAUUUGACAAUUUAGUACGACCCGAAUAUUCUUACCAUAUGAAAGAGAAGCUGGAGGCGAGGUUCGAGCUCUUCGAAGGGAGUGGGCAUGCUAUUCCCGAGGAACAACCUGAGAGAUACAAUCGUUUAUUAAUCGAUCAUUUUGAGUCCGCAGUGAAUAAUAGUAAUAAUAGUGAUAGCAAUGGCACCAGGUUAGCAAAGCUUUAACAUUUGUGAUUAUGACAACUAAUAAAUAGGAAGCAUAUAUCUAUUGCCAUAUACAUUGUUAUUAUGCGCACCGGACAAUAAAUUUUCAGUGGAAGGGGCCGAGUUACGUUAUCA